Serendipita indica DSM 11827 is the source of this 2121-nucleotide messenger RNA. The record is from the annotation of a GenBank genome assembly. NCBI's taxonomy places the organism in Eukaryota, Fungi, Basidiomycota, Agaricomycetes, Sebacinales, Serendipitaceae.
AUGCCCGUCGGCCAAGACGUCGGUGCCACAACCGUCAGCGACAUGCAAAGUCUAGCAUCCUCAGCGUCGCGUGAGGACUCCGAGUCCCGUGUCGCUGCUCACAGAAAUUCGGCACAAUAUGGAGGAAGUCUUGUCGCGUCACCGUCUACUCAACGCUCUGGCAUCCAUUCAGACGUCAACUCAGUCUCGCCGGUGCCCCCCACUCAACGAACCGGCCCACCGGACGCUUCCCUCGUUGCAGAGACAAAGCCUUUGACUUUCCAUGAUCACGCUCAAUCUGGCAUCUCAGGCGUUGCGGCACGUGAAGCUGAUAUGCUCAGCAAUCAGACUGCAAAUCUUUGCAACUCGGACAACGGCGUCGACUCUGUUGAUGGCGUUCCCGCCACGAGCACAAUAAAGAAGCCCUCCAUCGCGAUCCCCCGCAUGACACGUCUCGAUUCGGAUGCUCCCUCCUCGAAACAGAGCAGCCCUCUGAAUCCAUCGGCUAUUUCCCGUCGGAGCAGCAAAUAUGGCAGCGGCCUCGAUUCUAGGAAGAGUAGUCGCAGGCAAUCAAAAGCUUUGAGCUCGCAUAGCUCUGUGACAUCGCUGCGAUCCCAUCGGCCCGCACCACCGUCUCCGGCUUCGUCUCAUCCCAGUCGACGCCAGUCACAAUCAACCCUCAGGUCUCACUCGCGACACGAGUCGAACGAUUCUCAGUCGUCAUCAAAUCCAACAGAACGGUUUCCAUCACACAAGCCAUCCACAUCCUCGAUGCGAAAGUCGUUUUCAAGCACUGGUGCCUCUGGAUCCAUCAAUGUCGACGGCUCGGGGACGCAGUCGACGUUGGUCAUCACAUUCAAUCAUACACAGGUCGACGCGGCGCAAAAGUCUCAAGUAGAUGGAAAGCCACCGCCGCCUGUUGCCCCAAAGACCAGCCAGGAAUCGUCUACCCAGGCUGGAAUUCAAAAGACUGGCCAAAAUGCUCAGAAACUCGCUCCUCUAUCCGCGAGUCACUCGCACAUUCGCCGCAAUUUCUCGUCCACCUCGGCGAGCACUUCUGGCUCAUCUUCAUCCGUACCCUCGAAUCCAGCGGCAAGACAUGCCAACGAACUGGCAGCUGCAUAUGCCAGCAUGGGUAUCUAUUUACCUAUGGCGGGCACCCCAACUGAGAUUUGUGACGAGCACGAGGCCGUCACAAACGAACCUCCAGCAGCCGACGAAGACAAUCUCCAAUGGCACCGAGAUCAUCCCAUCGUGGUGAGGGAUUUCGCGUUUGAUGAAAGCGACGAGCGCUUCUCGAAGCAACCCAUCGAACUAAUGAUGCGUUGCGACCGGCCACUCCUCCAUCACAGUCGCUCGUAUGAAUGGCGACGUAACCAGCCCCGCUUCGCGGCAGGAGGCGGUGGAGGUUAUAGCUCCGGUGUUCAUUACGGGGACCCUUGGGGCGGGGAAUAUGAAGAAGAAGAAGACGAAGAUGAUUGGGGGUUCCCUUUGGGAUCGAUUUCCGGUGGCACCAGUACUGCUCCCAUGGGGAGCACGCACGGUGGAGGGCCCAGAAGCGAGCUCAAGAAUCGGUCGAGGGCCUGGGCAAACUUGGGGAGCAAAAGUCUCGGCGGUAAAUGGGUCAACGUCAGCGAGGAGGAGAGCAGCAACUACUAUGAAGAGAGCGGAGAGGAAGACGGGUUUGAAGAGAUUUCGCCACAGCCGCAAUUCGACGACGACUUUAACGAAGACGAUGUCCAUACGCCUUCUACGACGUUCAAACACUCGCCACUGCAUGAUGUUCAUCCUCAUCCAGAAGUCGACGGUCAAGACGGGGUCGACGGAGACGACGAUUUUUCCUCUGGUGACGAGCUUGGAUACGACGACGUAAAUCCAGAACCACUGAAGACUGGUGUCUAUCGUGCCUUGUACCCCUUCGAGGCGGAAGGGCCGUCGGAGAUGAGCGUAGAGGUCAAUCAACUCGUGCGGAUCAUCGGACGAGGUGGUGGCGAGGGCUGGGUCGUAGCGUUGCGAAACUGGACUCCAGAGCAAGAGAUAAAAGGAACCAGGAAUGCUUGCGACACUGCCGAGGCACAAGGUCUCGUCCCAGAAGGAUACCUGCAGCCCUACCAACUUGACGAACAAAGUGACGAAAUGUAA